UCAUCGUCGUCGUCGUCGUCAAUAUCAUUACCAUCCUUACCUCUCGACCUAAUUUCGGACAUAUUCUUAAGGCUGCCAACGAAAUCUGUUGUGAGGCUUGGUUGUGUUUCGAAGCUUUGGUCAACACUCACCAUCGAUCCAUAUCUCACCACACCGGUUGAAACUCGACCAAAUCUUCUACUCUUCUUCAAAGUUGGUGUCAGGUUCUUUGUUUUCUCGCUCUAUCAACACAAUAGGAACCCUAACUCUUUUUACUACUCCUCUUCUCAACCUAUCAGUGAUUUUUACCAUAUCACCUGUCCAAAAUAUUGUUCCUUCACCAUAAAACACGAGUCAGUCCAUGGCUUGAUCUCCUUACAAAGAGGAGCAACUCCUAUAGUCUGGAACCCUACUAAGAGAGAGUUUACAACUUUAACCAAACCUAACGAGAGCUGGAAGAAUAUAACAGUCUUUUUAGGGUAUGAUCCUAUCGAAGGUAAACACAAAGUAGUGUGCAUGCCGUAUUAUUAUAACCAAGAAUACGACGAGUGUAGGGUUUUAACAUUGGGAUCAGCUCAAGAACAAUGGAGGACGGUCAAAACCAACUACAAGCACAGACAUUUGAUUGGUUCUCGCACAGGAGAUUAUGGAAACAGCACAUGCAUCAAUGGUGUUAUAUAUUAUCGAGCUACAAUUGGUCGUGAUUGGGUUAUAAUGAGGUUCGACGUAAGGUCUGAAAAGUUUGACGAUGCAAUGAAAUUACCAAGGGAUGACAUUUAUAAUUAUUGGCCUGUGGUGAUGGUAUCUAAUCAAGGAAGGUUACUAUGUGUUAGUGCUGGUACCGCUCGUGAUAGUGUUUCAGUGUGGGUUUUGAAGGAUGCAGAAAAAAUCGAAUGGGUGAAUCAUAUCUUUUUACCUCUCAAACACUAUGGUCGGGGUUUGAAAGACAAGUUCAGACUAAUAGGCGUCACUGGUGAUGGUGAAUUCAUUUACGUACCAACGACGGCGCUCCAGUCUGAUCUUGACAUCAUUUAUAUCAAUCCAAUGACAAAGACGUUUCGAAGGGUCGAGUACAAUGGUAUUGCAGAUUAUGCUUUUCGACACCGCUAUGGUCUUGGUGUGAGACCUUUGCGUGGGAUCCAAUAUUUCCCCAACCACGUUGAACCCUUCACGUCUUGA
Molecule: messenger RNA, 1158 nt
Organism: Capsella rubella
Lineage: Eukaryota; Viridiplantae; Streptophyta; Magnoliopsida; Brassicales; Brassicaceae
Product: putative F-box protein At1g47730
Exons: 1
Molecular function (GO): protein binding
Source: RefSeq, a predicted model, not a curated record